AUGCGUUGGCUAUCUGCUGCUGCACUGGGCUCCGUUGCCCUCGUCGGCUUUUCUGUCGCACAGGAGGAGCAGUCCACUUACUGCGACAGCCUGGGCCGAUGCUUUGCUUCUCACACCAAUGAAGGAGGCAUCACUUAUGGUUUCGCCAUCCCUGAAGGGGCUACAUCUGGCAGCUCCUACGAUGCCAUCGUCCAGAUCACCGCUCCCAUUUCAGUGGGUUGGGCCGGUCUGGCAUGGGGAGGUUCCAUGACCUACAACCCCCUCACGAUUGUAUGGGUGAACGGAGAGCAGGUGACGGUCUCUUCACGCAUAGCCUUCGGCUACUUCACCCCUCCGCCAUACGAUGGAGCAGAGUACACCGUCCUUCCAGGGACCGUUGUUAAUUCUACACACUUCGCCGUCACGGCUCUGUGCAAGGGUUGCACCUACUUCGCCCCCUUUGGAAACGACCCAACCGCUCUCAACCCUGACGGAGAGAACUAUCUAGCCUUUGCGUACUCGGGGGUUCCGGUCGACGAUCCUUCGUCCAAUGAAACGACCUUUGGCAUACACGAGCGCGUCGGACACUGGAACCACAACUUCGAGCCAGCCAAGGCCGCCGACUUUGAGGUCUGGGCCGCGGGUGACGGUGGUGGUAGCGAACCACCCUCAAGCACCACGACCCUCACGACUGUUUUGACCGCAACCUCGACCGCGACGGUCCGUAGCACCACCACCCUACAGACGACAGUCACCAGGACCGGAUUCCCAUCGAGCAGCGUGACUGCAACUGCCUCGGCCUCGCGUUCUACCUCAGCGUCGGUUUCCACGUCGGCCUCCGCAUCCAACAAUCCCGUACUCCCCUUGCCCAGCUCGUGUUCCGGUGUAAGCCCUUUCAGGUUUGGGUUCCAGACCGCCGCCGGGUGGAAAGCCGUGAAACUCGCGGGUUCUCUCUCUGCUCCCCGCGGCGUGGCAGUAGACUCGAAUGGAAACCUGCUCGUGGUGCAAUCAGGCAAGGGUGUCACCAUCCACACUUUUGGAAGCAACGGCUGCAUCUCUUCGUCCAAGAUGCUGAUUGACAACCCCACGCUCAACCACGGCAUCGGCUUCACGCCGGACGGGAAGACGCUGUACGUCAGUUCCAUGACCACGGCCUGGUCGUACGCGUACAAUGCCCAGACACAGUCCGUCAGCGGACAGACAGUCGUCGUGAGGAACAUGCAGCAAGGCGGCCAUCCGACGAGGGCGCUCGUCAUCCCGCCGGCCACGCCGCAUCUGCUCGUCAUUCAGCAGGGCUCGUACGACAACUUUGAUUACGAGUCGCUUAACAAGGCUGUUGGUCGUGCCGUGGUCAAGGUGUUUGAUAUGCGGAACGUGCCCUCUGGCGGUUGGGCGUACGCCUCCCAAGGAUGGUUCCUUGGUUGGGGCUUGCGUAACGAGGUUGCUCUCUCUGCGGACGGGAAUAACAUGAUUUGGGGCGUCGAGAAUAGCGGUGAUAAUUUCGCUCGGACGGUCAACGGCAGAAGUUACGACAUUCACAAUGACAACCCUGCAGAAGAACUGAACUUCCUGGGCGAUCCGUCUAAGCCAAACGAAGAUUGGUACGGCUACCCAACCUGCUACACUGUCUGGGAGCCCUCGGUCAUCACCGACAAGGCAUUCAGCGUCGGCGCCCAGUUCGUCGUGGCCCCCAACAACACUUUCAACGACGACACUUGCACCGAGCGCUCUAUCGCGCCUCGUCUGUCUUUCCAGGCACACAGCGCGCCCAUCGGGUCCAUCUUCGACAAGGACUUUACGAACCUGUACGUCACGCUCCACGGCUCAUGGAACAGGUCGCCAGCGACGGGCUUCAAGGUCUCCGUCGUGCCUUUCACGAAGCUUGCCAACGGCCAGUAUGACCCCGUCGCGCCGCCAGACUCCAAGACGGGCUACAGCGACAUCUUUUGGAGCACGAACGUGGCGUCGUGUACGGCUUCGACGUGCUUCAGGCCUUCUGGUAUCAUCUGGGACCGCUCCUUUUCGAGGUUGUUCGUUGCUAGCGACAACACUCAAGAGGGAGAAUUGUUUAUGCUCUACAAGUCAUAG
This is a messenger RNA of Colletotrichum truncatum, 2067 nucleotides long. RefSeq names its product carbohydrate-binding cytochrome b562-like protein. Lineage: Eukaryota; Fungi; Ascomycota; Sordariomycetes; Glomerellales; Glomerellaceae. The record is from RefSeq and is a predicted model, not a curated record.